This is a messenger RNA of Dioszegia hungarica, 1950 nucleotides long. RefSeq names its product permease family-domain-containing protein. The transcript is spliced from 8 exons. Gene Ontology annotation, molecular function: purine nucleobase transmembrane transporter activity. Gene Ontology annotation, biological process: transmembrane transport. Gene Ontology annotation, cellular component: plasma membrane. Bases 1 to 1950 code for a protein of 649 amino acids. The record is from RefSeq and is a predicted model, not a curated record. Lineage: Eukaryota; Fungi; Basidiomycota; Tremellomycetes; Tremellales; Bulleribasidiaceae.
AUGCGCUUCUCCGCCGAAGGGAUUAACCAGCGCGUCGCGAAGAGUUUCGCAGGGAGAUGGUUCCGACUCGAGGGGAGCGGCCACGCUCUCGAGAGGCCUGGGUCGAAGUUCAUGACUGAGAUAAGGGCGGGUACUGUCACGGCUGCUGCCAUGCUCUACAUCAUCAGCGUCAACGCUUCCAUCCUCUCGGACACUGGUGGACCUUGUGUAUGCGCGAGUACCGCGGCCGACCCUAUCUGCGCUACCAACCUUGCCUAUACCCUGUGCAAGAAUGAGCUCAGGCGGGACUAUGUCGUCGCUACUUCGGCCAUCUCUCUGAUCGCCACCUUCACGAUGGGUCUCUUCGGGAAUCUGCCACUGGGUCUCGCCCCAGGUCUUGGAGUCAACGCGUACUUCGCCUAUAGUCAGGUCGGCUUCAACGGAACCGGUCCCAUCACCUAUGGCCAAGCCCUCGCUGCCGUCUUCCUCGAAGGCGUCAUCUUCUUCCUCCUCACCAUCUUUGGUCUUCGUCAAUGGCUCGCUCGCCUGAUGCCCCGGUCGAUCACCUCGGCCAUCGGUGUUGGUAUCGGUCUCUUCCUCACUAUCAUCGGUCUCUCCUCGAGCGGGCUGAACGUCAUCUCGGGCGGUAUCGCGACCCCACUCCAGCUCGCAGGCUGUCCGGCGCAGUACAAGGAUGCCGUGACUGGCUUCUGUGACAGUCAUGUUCUCCAGGAUCCCAAGGUGUGGGUCGGCGUGUUCGUCGGAGGUGUCUUCACGAUCUUCUUGAUGCUCUACCGAGUCAAGGGCGCUCUGCUCUGGCCUAUCCUCCUUGUCGCUAUCAUCUCUUGGCCUCGUACCACCGCCGUCACUGCGUUCCCCUACAACACUGUCGGCGACUCCAACUUCGACUUCUUCAAGAACGUCGUCUCGGCUCGCGGUUUCUCGCUGCUGGGUCCCGGAAAUAUCGACUGGAGCGCCUACAAGAGUGGAAAGGUCUGGAUUGCUUUGAUCUCCUUCCUCUACGUCGACCUGCUCGAUGCGACCGGAACGAUGGUGGCCAUGUCCAAGCAGGCUGGCCUUUUCGAUUCUCGAGACGGAGACUUUGAGGGCAGCUCGGUGGCCUUCCUCGUCGACUCGGCGUGCAUCUCCAUCUCUGGUCUCUUCUUUGGCACCUCUCCUUGUACUCCAUUUGUCGAAAGCGCGAGUGGUAUCGCCGAGGGUGGCCGGACGGGUCUUACUGCUAUCGCCACCAGUUUCUGGUUCUUCAUCUCGAUCUUCUUCGCGCCGCUGCUUAGCAACAUCCCUGCGUGGGCGACUGGGUCGGUCUUGAUUGUGGUGGGCGCAUUGAUGAUGGAGAAUGUGGUCAACGUCAACUGGGACUACCCAGGAGACGCAAUUCCCGCCUUCGUCGCCAUUGCUCUUAUCCCCUUCACCUACAACAUUGCAUACGGUAUCAUCGCCGGCCUCAUCAUCUUCAUCCUCAUCCACAACAUCCCCUCCCUUCUCGGCAAGAUCUCACCCCGCCUCCUCCCUCCAGGAUGGCAUGACCUCAAAGAGCCCUACGACGUCAAGGCCAUGGUCCGCCAGCAAGACACGCACGGUCACUCGUCCAAGUUCGUUGCCGUCCUUCCACCCUGGAUGCGCAAGCUCCUCACCGGCAACAAGCGCUUCUGGGCCUACACCCCCGAAGAGAUUGAGCGCCACCUCGAGGGCCGGCAGAUGACCCAAGCGUCAGGCGGGGCUGCGGCCGAGCUGAGGCAGCAUGAGCGUGAUCGGAUGCGCGAGAUGCUGGGUAUCGGGCUGGAGACGAGGGGCGUGCCAGAGGUGAACCCUCAUCCGCAUGAGAUGGGGUAUGAUGUCGAGACGGGGAACAGCAGUAGGGAGGGGAGCGGGAUUGAGGCUGCGGGAGAGUACGAGAUGAAGGGGAAGGGCGGGAACAGGGGUUUGAUGAACGGAGAGCGGUUCAAGUAG